Molecule: messenger RNA, 2917 nt
Organism: Hypoxylon trugodes
Lineage: Eukaryota; Fungi; Ascomycota; Sordariomycetes; Xylariales; Hypoxylaceae
Exons: 2
Coding region: 673-2730 (685 amino acids)
Source: RefSeq, a predicted model, not a curated record
CUCCAGUUCAAAAAUUCUCAACCAGGGAGUUGAAAGAAUUGGACCGUUCAAUAGCAAUGGCAAAAGGGCAAAAGUGAAUUGCAAAACGUAAAGGGGUCGUCUUCUCGAUUCGAGGAUUAUACGAUUAUACGACUCUACGUAUGAAUGCUCGGUAAUAGGUGCAAUACAAGCUCACCCGAGAGCUCUAUACGAAGUAGUUACCUAUAUGGUAUGGGGGUUUUCCUUUCCGGGGAUAUGCAUUUUUCCCCUUAUUAGGCGGCAUCCCAAAUGAAUCGGCCCACCUCUUAGACCAAAAACGGGCGCAAAUCAAUUUCUUCUUCUUACGACAAGUCACCCUUAACGUCCCGUGUUCACGUUCCAACUCUUUACGGUAUUUGCGAGCCACUUACCGACAGAUCUUACCUCGCCUAGACUUGUGCCACUUCCGGUCUAUGGCGCUUCAUAUAAAAGUCGCGGCUCGGCCGCGUGUUCGUUGCCAAGGAGUGUGGGGGAUAUUGCAGCGUCUCGUCCUCGUCUCGCUUUUAUAUUACACGUGAUGUGCAUUCUAAUAAAGCUGUUUCGGUUUCCCUCCACAUGUAGAAUCGAGAAGUUGGUUUCUUCUCGAAGUAAACACGCCGGUUUAAGCACCGGGUGAGAGAUAGGACGAACGUUCGUAUUCGUCCCGGGCGCGCAAUGCUCGUUGUCAUCUUAGCACUACUCUAUGUCGUGGUGCCCACAAGUCAUGGCCUGGAUCUGGCCAGAGCCGAGUAUAGCCCUGAUCGAUUCGACAAAAGGGUACCAAGCCGUAACGAUUCGGUGACCGCGGUGAUCACCAGCACAUUAGACGUAUUAGCUCCUAGCCUGUCAGCGACGAGCUCAGAGACGUAUGAGAAUCCAAUAGAUUCCGUUUCAAAUACAACUUCUCCCCUUAUUAAUGACGUGUCUCUCGUCGUGGCGCCGUCUAAAGACAACACCCCUUCAAAAUUCGAAACGGGGUGGACUAUAAAUAAUUUGGGUACUAUUACCACAAUUGCGAGGCCGACACUUGUAUUGCCUACCUCGACGCCGACAAGAGGCUCUUCUAGUACCCUUACUUCCUCGACCACCAGUAGCUCGAGCUCAGUUUCCAGCACGGAUGAUGAGACCUCGUCCCCUAUACCGCCGCCGAUCAGUCUCAAUGUGACGUCCAAAUCAUGGGGUUGGAAUAUCAGCUCUAGUGCCUCGUCAUUGUCGACACCGCCAGUGUCUCUGCUCCCGCCAACGGUUACCAGCUCGAGCUUGACUGUCACUUCUACACCGAGCGAGUGCCCGGCUCAGCCAAGCGGUCCGAUUGUAGUUACGUCCUAUUCUAUCGUUCAUACAUCGACGAUUACGUGGACAGGGGACCCAAUCGACUAUACACCCCCUUAUCCAUCUAUAACCACGCCAAUUCCAUGUACUCCUAAUCCGACUGCAACGGGUCGGUUCACAAUUACCUUUUGCGAUGGUUCGGGUGGGGAUUGCUCACUCAUUCAUACGAGCACGGGUGACCUUGCCGCUCCAACAACAGUCACCCUCACUACGACAGACAAGAAUCCUGCCGUGGUAUUCCCGACCGAGCCUCCUCCAGGUUAUGGCGGAGCUCCUUCUGGGCCGAUGAACCAUGAUACAGCGGCAAACAGCGGUAGCGUAGUCACGCCAGAAUACGGUAUGCGCCCGACAAAUAUCGACUCGGCUAAGUCGUCUCCAGUUCCGACAGGUAACAAUGCCGGAGGCGGAGGCAGAUCUCCAGUAACUGUGGUAGUUCAGCCUGGCGAAGUUAUAGUCGGCGACGCAACAUUUACCGAUGGCCCGACGCAGGAGACAUCCACCGUUAUCGUAGGAGGCGAUACAUUUGUUAUUGACCCAACUCAGGUAAUAGGUGCAGGCGCUAUUGUGAACCGCCCCCCUUCCGACGUAGGGGGCAUGCUCGGGCCAACACCUGCGCCAAUAACAACCUCAAUCGGAGGGUUAGGGGUUGUUUACGGGCCAUCUAUUGCGACAAUAGACGGCACGGUCUUCACUAUCGAGCCCACGCCAACGGUGGCGGUGAUUCAGGGACAGACGAUUACGAUCGGUCCCGCAGGGAUUGUAUUCCCUAGUCAGACUCUACAUGUCGCAGCAGGACCCGGAAUAGCCCCAACGCAGACGGCGGUGCUAGGAGGGGAGCUUAUCACGGCAAUUGGAUCGGAUAAGGUCGUGAUCGAGGGGACCACCAUCACAUAUGGCCCUGGCUCUGGCUCUGAUCCUAGUGGCACGACUACAACAGUUAUCGACGGAGAAACAGUUUUGAUUGGACCAUCCGGCGUCAUUGUUCACGGCCAAACCAUAGGAGGCACCACAGCAGGCCCCAGUGUAACCAAGUAUAUUAUAGCGGGCGGAGCGACUGUUACACAAAUGGGGCUUACAGCAGUGGAGAUCAGUGGAAUGACAUUCCACGUUGGUCGCGGCGCUGAGACCGAAGUCACGACGGUGAUAGAUGGUCACACGCUGACCAUUGGGCCAGGUGGCGUUGGAAUGUCGACGUGGACGCUAGGUUCGCCUUACGCGUCUACGACUACACUCAUGCCAGGCCAUGGCGGGAGCAGUAAUGGAAACGGCAACAACGCUGCGAUGACGAUCCCAUCAGCCACGGGGUCGCCGGAGAAUAAGGGUGGAUCGGUACCACGGCCGGAUCAAAGCCUCUUCUGGAUUGGCGUCGGGUGCUUGGGGCAGAUGAUUUUCUGGUUAUAAGAAACAAAUACUUUUAUUAUUCUCUGUGUUAUUAUUUAUCGCCUAUCGCUUAAGCCUUUACACGCGCAUACUCGAAGUAUACACGUAGGUACACGUCCUAGGGGUCGGUUUCGGUUACACGGCGCAGGGCAAGGGAAGGCCAGGGGGCCGAAAGGAGAUACAGGAUAGGGGAAGGGGGGAAACAGUA